AUGGCGACAGGACUUCCUUUCGAAGAUCCCCAGAAGGCCGUUGAGGAGGGCAAGGCCCCCAGCCUCGUCUUUUCAAGCACGAAAACAAUCUCAUACCUUGCUAAAGAAUGCGUCAGAAGAUACGAUAAGCUGAGUACAAUCCUGAUAGAUACUACUCCAGAGAAGGCGAUAGCCAACGGAUUUGUCCACGAUGAUGUUCUCGACAAGAUCCAAGAUGCUCGACCCAGGUUCAAGGCUUGGGCAACAAACAUCGCAGCGCUCCAGGACGGCCAUUUGAAGAGUUCCUUAGACUUUCGACUCCAAGAAGCGAAAGAAGUGCGCUCACGAGUGAUGAAAAUCCUCGAGUCUUUGAAUGAAUCGCUAGAUGUGGCGGAAUUGAUUGUGUCAGGUAUGCGAGAAAACGAAACGUGGGAGCUUGGUGCUAUGAGCGACUCCAGCUUCAACUCUGACUUUGAAUUGGAGACCAGCGCGGAGAAGAGCGAUGCAGGGUCGACGGAUGAGAAAAUCAUGACAUCUGAACUGGAUGAGUUGCUAUCUGCUAUCAAAAUGGCCAACUCAAGUCUGAUGGAUAUCUCGAUUGUGAUUCGGAAUACGCCAACUCGGGAUGACUAUGUCAAGGCGGCAGCUCGGUACAGUAUGGAUUCGCGCUGGGACAUCCGCCACGUUGAAGACAAAUUUGGAUCUACAAACCCAAGAAACAAGUGGUUGAUUGACCGACUUGGCAAGUCGAUCACGAGAAGAAGACAGUUUUUGAUGUACCGAAAAGGACAUCACGACAAACUUUCUAAGGAUUGGGAUAAGCCAGCGAAAGAGGUUAUUACAGUGGAAGAAGAAGCAGGAGUGAAAGCACCUCAGACACUUGCUCUGACCAAGGCGACCACAUAUGUUGAGGCUGUGCCUGCACCGCCAAAAGAUGGAAGUGAAGUUGGAUCGUUCGAGACAGAGACGUCAUAUCAACAGACUGUUGCUGGUGAGACAGAAGAACAUCUACUCAAAGUACCUCCACCGCCCAUCCAGGCAUUUGAGGGUGUGCCAUUCGAGUUUGGACAUCCGUUUCAGUGUCCAUACUGUUGGACCGAACAAAACGUGAAGGGGAGGAAUGCUUGGAAAAAACACGUCUUCCGAGACCUCAGGCCUUACGUGUGUACCUUCAAAGAAUGUAACCUCCGCAUGUUUCGCAGCCGGAACGAAUGGUUUUCCCACGAACUUCAAGUCCACCGCCGAGAAUGGACAUGUGCAACAUGCAGUGAACUCUUCACCACCAAAGGUGAUUUCAAAACCCACCUGCUUUCCCAUAGGCCAUCACUUAUCGGGUCCGAACUCGAGGCUGUGAUCCUCCUAGCCGAGGAGCCUAUGGAUCGAUUUUCGGCCUCAGCCUGUUCGUUUUGCGACGAAUGGAAAGACCAGAUUUCGAAUACAGAUCGCAACGAGCGACUGGCGUACUUGAACUCUGGCAAAGCUGUCGCACCUUAUGGAACGAAGAAUCAAUUCCGAAGACAUCUUGGAAGACAUAUGGAACAGCUUGCUCUUUUUGCUUUGCCCAGAGAUCAUUCAAAUGAGCUUGAAGAUGAUUCCGAGAAAGGAGUAAGAGAUGCGAUGGGUAUUGAUGACUCUGAUGCGAGUUCGGGAUCAACGGCCUUUAAAGAUUAUCGCGCAGAGAAUGAAAUCACAAGAGCACCGGUCGAAGACGAUGAAUUGGUAGAAGAAAUCCACCGGCUUCAACGUGAAAGGCCCGAACUCAGGAUUGGACAAAUCAAGAUUGGAGCGUCGACCGCGAGAAAGGAGGACAGUUCUAUCACUGCUAUGAUUGAUGGGCCCUGGGGCCUGAAUGGUGCCAGCACUGUCCUCCUCGUUGAAAUAAGCUUUCCUCCUGGAUAUCCUGAUUCCAUUCCGCCAUUGUUCAUGUUCUUUGAAGCAGAUAUUGAACAUCCGUUAGCAAGAGAGAGUAUCAAAGUGCUAAAUCAAAACUUGUCGAAGUUGUCAGAGACCUUCGCUGACCACAAACAAAGCUGUUUGGACGCUGCGUUCUCUUAUCUUCUUGGAGAAGUCGACAUCAGCGACGGCCAUAUAGUACCUAUAGCCAUUAGAGAAGUAGACCCCUCAGAUUUGACCAUUUCUCCAGCACCAGGAAGACACCCUGCCGUUUCUAGGGCUGAUGGUUACGAUACCGAACCGAAUACGCUUGUGGACGAGAAUACAGAUUUUCAAGAACGAUUGCCACAAACCGACAUGACUAUCGACUUAAACGAAAAGAAUGCGAGCGCCACUUUGCAAGAAGUGGUGAAUAGAAUUGAGAAGACCGCUGAAGGCUCUGCUGCCUACAAUUCUUGGCAAGUAAGCGCUCUCGAAUGUUGUACAUGUGGCGCAUAUAUUCACCCAGGGCCUCGGAAUAUACCUUGUACACGUUGUGGACAUGCCGCUUGUGCAAAUUGUAUCAUGUUUCACUCUGAGGCGGGUGUCAAUGAACCUACAGCCAGGCCGGCUUUGGAACAAUUGGAAUGUGGCACAAUAAUCGAAAGCUUCGACAAUGUUCUCAAACCUUUCAUGGAACCCACUGAAGAGGGCAAAAGUGACAUGAGUGAUUUGAGAGCAAACGAGGACGAACGAUUGAAGUCUCCGGAGGAUCAUCCACAGCCUGAUGAGGAUGAAGAUAUCUCAGCUUUGACUGAUAGCCAAGAUGAUUCGGAGUACGAUUCGACAGAUGGAGAGUCUAAUGCGCUGCCUUCGAAACACUCUGACAAUCCAGAUUCCACAGUCCAAGUAAUUAGAGUCGAUGGUAUUUUCGACGCAGCCAGCGCAAUUGACCUUCAAACUCACUUUCAGCCAUGUGGAACUAUCACCGUCGUGAAUGUUUACUCUCCAGAAGGUUACGGAAUCGUCAAGUUUGCUCAGCCUGCUGAUGCCCUACGAGCGAUUGAAGACAAAGAUGGAUCUAUUCUCUCUGGGUCGGUCAUUCGUGUUAAACCUGGCCAACUCACUUCCACCCACUGGUCUGUCUCCGAGCGAGCGGACUUUCCAUCGCUUUUAGCCCGCUUUGGCUCGGAUUGGCAUGGUAUUGCGAAGUACAUGGUUUCCAAAACACAUAUCAUGGUUAAGGACUACUAUAUGCGCGAAGUUCAAGAGAAUGGGAAACAGGAAUGGGUAGAUAUCGUCAAUCAUGCUCGUGAAAGGCGUGAGAAUGGACUUCUUCCACCCCCUCUACCACAUCAGAGGAGGGUACCAAAGAGGCAACCCGAAAUGCUUAUCUUGGGAAACACGAGCUCGAGUGUCGAUCAAUCGGCAGUAGGGAGAAGCAAAGCUGCCCCUGAGGACAUCAUACUCGGUCGACCUCGCAACUCGUUCAAGAGCUCUGGCGUAGAGGAUAAAAUGGCACAUGCCAAAAGACCAGAGUCCAGUGUCCAAAGCAGCGAUGCGAGUCCCGUCUUUGGGCCUGCAGAGGAGCCUUACACUAUUAAGUGCAUCUGCGAUUACCUUGACGACGAUGGGUACACUAUUUAUUGCGAAACUUGCGAUACAUGGCAGCACAUAGAAUGUUUCUAUCCCGGCCAGGUUGAUGAAGCUUCGGCAGAGGAAUUCGAUCAUUCUUGUGCUGAUUGCAAGCCGCGGCCGUUAGCAUUAGACCGACAACAUGCGACUGAGCGGCAGCGAACACAACGGCAGGUCAAAGUCAUUAAUGACAGCCCGGAGAAAGAUGCCUCACCAGCAUGUGACAAAGUUACUGGAAGGAUAGAAAAAUCUCGGUCACCGGGCAAUGAAGCGUUGGACCCAGUAGCAAAUGUACCACGAAAUGAUGAGGCAUCCGUUCAAAACUUGAAUAUAGAGCCGCCGAAGGACAACGAUCGAGAUCCCCGGAAACUGCAUGCUCAGGGACACAACAGUGGCAGUGAUGUGGUCAUAGAGGAUGAAGGUGGUCUCACAAUAGAAGGGGGCUUUCCCAGAACUGUGAUGCCCAUAAGUUUCGAGAUCGAAGGGCCGUUGAACGCUUCCAGUAACAUGAUGGUGAACCAGCCGCAACUCCUCCAGGAUAAUGAAGCCGAAGUCAACCCUCAGCAAGGGAAAGACGAAACUGAAGCAAGAGAAACAGAAGAUGAGAUCCGAUGGACAACCAAAAUUAGCGAAGACAAAAUGAGCUGGGAAAGGGAACUUCGGCAAGCCGAGGCCGACGCUGCGCUGCGCUUUCAGGUUUUACUCGAGGAAGUCGCAACAUCUUCGGCUGAAGCUAUCGUUGACCAGGUUACGAAUUAUAGAAAUAACAGAGCCGCGAUAAGCCCAUACCUUAUACAAUAUGCAGAUCUUCAUUCUCAGGCACUGAAGGCAGGCAAGGACGUCGCCAUUCGAGAUACAUGGGGAGCCAGACUCAACGAUGCUAGGAAAGAGAUUUCCCAUGAGUAUAAAACUAGCCAAGAAGCAUUUUUGACGAUCCAGAAGCAUAACCUUAACAUAGAGAAGACCCGCACGGAACUCCAGGAGUAUAGAACACAGAAGGAGAACCCAGAACAGGAAGAAGAGUAUCAGAAACGACUCCAGGAGGAUCUGCGCAAGUCUGGCAUGGAUGAGACACAGGUGGCAGCGGUUCUCGAGAAAGACGACCCAAAAAGACUAUCAUACACUCGACUGUCGCGCCGUGAUAUCUCUGUCGAGACCCUCAAUCGAUACAAGAUUGACCACGAGCUUCACCAGGAUUUCGAUUCUAUUUUGAUUAAACGCUGGGUUCCUGAAUACGAGCAGGACUUCUUGCGGUCUCAUACCAAGGAGAUCAGGGAGCAUAGACAGCAAGGAGGGCCUGGUAGUGGGGAAGUAGAUCAAGUGGCGAAAUCAAGCGGGUAUGAACCGACUGAAGAGGAGAUAGAACGCCAGAACCUUGACUCCUUCGAGCAUGGUCCCCCAGAGCAUGGAAAGCUAGAAGGCGAGAAGUCCAAGCUCGAGCGCGUACUUGCACCUCAUCAAAAGACUGAAGGCCCAGGUUUUGAUCGAUAUGUAGAGAAGCGUGCACAAGAGCUGAGUGAACAUUUCAAGAGCUCACAGGGAUCCUACGAAGAGUCGUCGUCUGAUCUUCAAAGGGGUUCUCCUCAGGCAACACAAGAUCCGCAGUAUGAUACCCAAGAGAGUCCUACCGACAAAGGCAUCGAGUCUGACGCCCAUCGUGAGCUCCCGAAUGCUCUUAGCGAGACCACUACUCCAUACAAAGGGCAGGGUCAUGUCCGUUCCGGGACAGAGCUAUCUAUGCUGUCACGAGAGGAAACCGUCGAGCCAAGUUCGUUCGGGGAGCUAUAUGCCAAAAUGCGGUCUCCUGACUAUGUCGCUUCCAAUCCAAAAUUAGAAUCGGAAGCAGGAAAUGUGAUAAACAUCGCCACUGAGGAGCAAGAAAAGUCUGACAUCGACAAAGAAGUGGAAAUUUCUUCAUGGCGAGCUCGAAUGAAAACCAUACAUAGAAGGUGCACAGCGGUUCUCCGGAUCGAGGUACAAGAACUGCGCUUCGUAUACCAAACGAAAGCGAGAACACCAGGCUUGAGCCGCACCCAAAUCUCAAUAACUAAAGAACAUGAAUGGAAGGAUCGAGCGGAAACAGAGCUAGCCAAGGCAAAAAGGCAGCUGGAUAGAUACUACAACUUUGCGCUGGAAUCUGGUAGCGCAUCUGAGGCUACAACGAGUGAAAGAGAAGACCUUGAAGAAACACUCGUCACAGUGGCUGAUGUGUGGAGACGCGACAUGGUUGUUGUGCUGCGUGACUUUUUGGCAGAAUAUAUUGUUCUUGGCCGACGACAGGACACUGAUUCGGGGCCCCAGGAUGUAUCGAGGGAGACAAAAGAGCUAGAAGACGCCAUUGCUGAAGAGCGGCUGGAUUUUGCUAUAGAGGCGCGAUCGAGAGGACAUUUGGUCAGCCCGCAAAUUGAGGAGUUCAAGCCUCUAGAGGUCGAGGAUGCUGCAUCCAAAGCCUCAGAUCUAGCCAUGAGCGACUUACUCAAGGGAAAAGAAGAAGCCGGUCAAACAAAUACAUCAAAAGGUAAAGCACCAGCUGCUUCAGACGAGCCGUCAGCUACAGAACCGCCAAAAAGACAACUCACAGACCCUUCAACCUCCUACCCACCAUGUAACACUCUGUCUGUAGGCAGGCUACCACUCGACGCAUCAGAAGACGAAUUGAAAGAACUCUUUGGCAAACAGCGAGGGUACAAACGCCUGGCGUUCCGAACAAAACAAAAUGGUCCAGCGUGUAUUAUCGAGUUCGACGAUAUCGCAACCGCGACGAAGGCUCUGUACUCACUUCAAGGACAUCCGCUCCGAAGCAGCGACGAGAGAGGUGUCAGGCUGGGAUUUUCGAGGAAUCCUCUUGGAGUUCGGUCAGGAACACCGACGGUAGUUGGUGGCAAGUCGCAGCCUCGCAGGGAAUCGUGGCAACAGGAAACUGGAGGUGAUACAGGUGCGGUGCAGAGUGACAUUCCGGCAAAACCGACUCUUGGUCCUGUUAUUAAUGCCAUGUUUAACAAUGGCAACGAAGGUACGAUGAAGUCUGCUGCCAAAUGA
Messenger RNA from Cadophora gregata, 6525 nucleotides. RefSeq lists its product as uncharacterized. Gene Ontology annotation, molecular function: RNA binding. NCBI's taxonomy places the organism in Eukaryota, Fungi, Ascomycota, Leotiomycetes, Helotiales, Ploettnerulaceae. The coding region runs from base 1 to 6525 and encodes 2174 amino acids. The record is from RefSeq and is a predicted model, not a curated record. The transcript has 7 exons.